AUGCCACCUCCACCAGCACCCCAAUUUAGCGCUGACGGGGACGUCGACGCCGCUGAAGGGGACGUCGACGCCGCUAAAGGGGACGUCGACGCCGCUGAAGGGGACGUCGACGCCGCUGACGGGGACGUCGACGCCGCUGAAGGGGACGUCGACGCCGCUGAAGGGGACGUCGACGCCGAUGAAGGGGACGUCGACGCCGCUGAAGGGGACGUCGACGCCGCUGAAGGGGACGUCGACGCCGCUGAAGGGGACGUCGACGCCGCUGAAGGGGACGUCGACGCCGCUGACGGGGACGUCGACGCCGCUGACGGGGACGUCGACGCCGCUGACGGGGACGUCGACGCCGCUGACGGGGACGUCGACGCCGCUGACGGGGACGUCGACGCCGCUGACGGGGACGUCGACGCCGCUGACGGGGACGUCGACGCCGCUGACGGGGACGUCGACGCCGCUGACGGGGACGUCGACGCCGCUGACGGGGACGUCGACGCCGCUGACGGGGACGUCGACGCCGCUGACGGGGACGUCGACGCCGCUGACGGGGACGUCGACGCCGCUGACGGGGACGUCGACGCCGCUGACGGGGACGUCGACGCCGCUGACGGGGACGUCGACGCCGCUGACGGGGGACGUCGACGCCGCUGA
Molecule: messenger RNA, 645 nt
Organism: Procambarus clarkii (red swamp crayfish)
Lineage: Eukaryota; Metazoa; Arthropoda; Malacostraca; Decapoda; Cambaridae
Product: golgin subfamily A member 6-like protein 2
Source: RefSeq, a predicted model, not a curated record